Humulus lupulus (European hop) is the source of this 2006-nucleotide messenger RNA. RefSeq names its product MLO-like protein 3. The transcript has 14 exons. Bases 182 to 1747 code for a protein of 521 amino acids. The record is from RefSeq and is a predicted model, not a curated record. Lineage: Eukaryota; Viridiplantae; Streptophyta; Magnoliopsida; Rosales; Cannabaceae. Gene Ontology annotation, biological process: defense response. Gene Ontology annotation, cellular component: membrane.
AGUCAUACAUAUGACACAUGCAUGUGGGUCAUUAAUGAAACUAUGAUUUUCAGUUUUUUUUUCUCUCUCUCUAAAUAGAAUUUUAUGACAUAUGAUGCUAUGAUACGAGAGAGAUUUUUAUUCAAGUAAAGAAAAUAGAAAGCAAAUAAUAAAGAUAGAUCGAUAUAUAUGGCUGCCGGAGAUGGUUCAGUCAUCUCUUUGGAACAUACUCCGACAUGGGCACUCGCCGUUGUUUGCUUUGGCUUCAUCUCUACCUCCCUUCUCAUCGAACACACAAUCCACCUUCUUUCUCGUGUAUAUAUAUAUAUAUAUAUAUAUAUUUAUAACUAUAUAUGUAUAUUCAUAUAUAUUCCGUUUUAUACUAAUUAUUGCUUAUUUGUUGCAGUGGUUGAAAAGGCACAAGAAGACUGCUCUGCAUGGUGCGGUUGAGAAGCUUAAAUCAGAGUUGAUGCUUUUGGGAUUCAUAUCAUUACUAUUGGCGAUAACUCAAGAUUACAUAUCAAAAAUAUGUAUACCGGCCAGCAUAGCAGACACUAUGCUUCCAUGCCCCAUACAUGCUGCUACUUCUUCACAAGAGAAUGAUCUGGUUUCAACUGAUUCUUGUACUGCCCAAGGAAAGGUUGCUCUUGUGACCAACGAGGCCAUUCAUCAGCUUCACAUAUUUAUUUUUGUGUUGGCGGCUAUGCAAAUUAUCUAUAGUACUCUAACAAUGGCUUUGGGCAGGGCUAAGAUGAGACGCUGGAAGGCUUGGGAGAAAGAGACACAAACAACUGAGUACUUAGUUGCCAAUGAUCCAUUUCGAUUCAGAUAUACAAGACAGACAACCUUUGGAAGACGACACAUGAAUAAUUGCACAGAAACAUCACUUCUUUUGUGGAUUAAAUGUUUCUUCAGGCAGUUUUUUAACUCGGUUGCAAAAGUUGACUAUCUCACCUUAAGACAUGGUUUCAUUGCGGCUCACUUGUCAGCCAGGCAUGGCAGCUUUAAUUUCCAACAAUACAUCGAGCGAUCCUUAGAGGAAGAUUUCAGGAUUGUGGUUGGAAUAAGCCCUCCAAUGUGGUUUCUAGUUGUCAUCCUAUUGCUAGUAGAUGUGUACGGAUGGCAUGUAUAUAGCUGGCUGUCCUAUGUUCCAAUGUUGAUUGUGCUGGUUCUAGGAACCAAACUCGAAGUAAUUGUGGCAAGACUGGCUCUUCAAAUGAAAGAGCUAAAUAAUGUUAUAAUUGGAGCUCCUCUUGUUAAACCAAAUGAUAAUCUCUUUUGGUUUGGGAAGCCAAAAUUUGUCUUAACCCUUCUGCAUUAUACUCUCUUUGUGAAUGCAUUCGAGCUUGCUUUCUUCAUUUGGGUUUCAAUCCAGUUUGGAGUAGAUUCCUGCUAUCAUGUACACAAAGCGAUUCUUGUCGCAAGAGUUGUAUUAGCGGUGACUGUCCAAAUCCUAUGCAGCUACAUCACUCUUCCUCUCUAUGCACUAGUCACACAGAUGGGUUCAGAGUUCAAAAGCAAGGUAGUAGAAGAACAAAUGGGAGUGGUUAUAAAGCAGUGGCUGGGAGAAGUAAGGGAAAGAAGGAGAAAACAACAAGAGCAGUCCCUACAUUUUUCUGCUCUCUCGGCUGAGUGGAGCCCUAGACUCAGUAGUGCAACCGCAGAAGUUCUUCCUUUUCUCUUAAACAAAUCAACAAGAGGAGAGAUCAUAGAGGAAGAUGGUGAUCAACAAACAACAACAGCUAGAAAGGAAAAUAUGAAUAUAUAACAUAUAAGUACACAUACACAUACACAUACACAUAUACAUUGAAUUCAUACAUAGAAAUUAGAAACUAAACAAGUUGAAGCUUAUUGAGCCAUUAAUUAAUGGGAGAGAAGAGUGGUGGAAAACUCAUGGAGCAUAUUGUAAAGUUUAAUUAUAGUGAUUAUUAUUUAAUUUGAUUAUAAUAAGGGGUUAUUAUAAUAAUGUAAUGUUACAUUAAUUAUUUAAUUAAUAAAAAUUUAGAGUAUUUUAGUAUGUUGAUCAA